GGGCCCAGCGCGUGGCACACGCACCCACCCACCCACGCAGCCGCCAUGGGGAAGGACAAGCGGCCCCGCGGCCAGCAAAGGCAGGGGGGGCCGUCGGCAGCGGAAGCCACCGGGCCCGACGAUAUGGGGCCGAAGAAGGGGAAAGGGGCCCCCAAGGCGAGCGGGGAGGAGGAGGCUCCGACGUGCUGCGGCUGCCGGUUCCCGCUGCUGCUCGCCCUGCUGCAGCUGGCCCUGGGCAUCGCCGUGACCGUGGUGGGCUUUCUCAUGGCGAGCGUCAGCUCCUCCCUGCUAGUCAGAGACACUCCAUUUUGGGCUGGGAUCAUUGUCUGCUUAGUGGCCUAUCUUGGCUUGUUUAUGCUUUGUGUCUCAUAUCAAGUGGAUGAACGGACAUGUAUCCAGUUUGCUAUGAAACUGUUCUACUUUCUGCUGAGCACCCUCGCCUUGAUGGCGUGUGUGCUGGCCGUGGCGUUUGCUGCCCACCACUAUUCGCAGCUCACACAGUUUACCUGUGAAACCGCACUCAACUCCUGCCAGUGCAAACUGCCCUCCUCAGAGCCGCUCAGCAGGACCUUUGUUUACCAGGAUGUGACUGACUGUACCAGCGUCACUGGCACUUUCAAACUGUUCUUACUUAUCCAGAUGAUUCUUAACUUGGUCUGCAGCCUUGUAUGCUUAUUGGCUUGCUUUGUGAUGUGGAAACAUAGGUACCAGGUCUUUUAUGUGGGUGUUAGGAUGUGCUCCCUAACAACUUCCGAAGGGCAGCAGCAGAAGGUCUAACAUUCUUGCUCAAAGGUGAGAGAGAAAACAGCAUGCUGACUAGCUGAGGUUAAAAAGAAAUUUAAAAAAUGACGAAAGAAAAAAAGCCACUAUUAACAAUGAAUAAUGAAUAAUAUUCACUGGUUCUAAAUGAGUAUUUUUAUAUUUUAAAACAUAAAAUUUUAAAAACACUUGAGCAUUUCUUCAAGUGUCUAUAGCAUUUGAAAAAGAAAUUAUUGUGGGGAAAACAAGAUCCAAAUAGACUUUGGGAUAUUAAAAGGAUACUGAGCAUGGAAAGAAUGGCAAAGAUCUGUCUUUACAUUCUGGAGUUUUACCCAUUAGGUAUAUGUGAAUUGGCAUUUUGUAAUCUUCCUUCAGUCCUCCUCACCUCCAACCAUUACCCUCACUGUAUCUUGGAGGAGGGAAAGAGCUGGGAGAAGAGCUGAAAGACCAGAUUGAAUGUCUUAUUUUCCCUGGUGGAGGUGUUUAAAGGCACAAACAAAAGCUUAAAAGAGCAGAGUAGAAAAGGAAGAGCCUUUGCAAAAGGCUGAAUAAUUUUAAACACCUGGGUUGGGGCGGCGGUCUCUUCUGUUUAGCUCCUUCAGUUUGGCACUGUAAGUAAAUCACUAUUAAAUGCUUUGGAUGAUUAUCUGCUUCUCCAUAAUUGAAAGGUGGGAGCAGUUAUAUUCUUAAUGAUGUAGAAGGUUUAAAAAUAAUUACGUUAUGCUUCUAUUCUAUUUUAUAAAACAAAUCAUUAAAACUAAUUUCUAGCUAAUUGUUAAUUAUAAUUAUGCUCAGAAGUCUAUUUAAUGAGCCCUGGAUGUACUUAGGCAGCACUGUUGGUGUUAGGAGAAAUUACUCUCACAAGAGAAGAAGCCUAAAGAUUCUUUCUUCUGCAAGUCAAGCUUUACAAGGGGAAAAAAUAUUAAUAGCUCAGGUUAAAAACACUCAUUUAAACAAAGACGAGCAUUUGUAAUGGGAAAUGUUUAAAUGGAUAGCACAUUUGUGAUACAUUGAAAAGUAUCUCUUGGCAGCUAAGUACUUUUGAGGAAGGCUGGGUAAUACUGACGUGUGCUAUUCAUGAAACUGUAUUUGAUAUGCAAUCCUCUUCUGAUUUGUGCGCACGGUCAACCUAAAGACUCAAGACAAAGUUUUGAAGGCCUAGUUAAGCAACAUGUCCAAUGGAAGGUAGUUUAUGUUUUGUUUUUAAGUGACUGACUUAACCAAGCACAAGUACCCUAUAAUGGGAGAGUUCUCUUUUUUAUUAUUGCUAUUUUUAAAUUCUGAAAAAUAUCAAUGUUUUAAGGAGGGGGGGUCAAAUUCAUGGGAAUUCAUGCAGAGUAAAUGUUAUCAAGAACUUUCUCCAAUAGAAUGCUCUGUUGAAAGCAGAAAUUCAAGAUCAUAAUUGACCUCAGUUUGCCUCUCCACAUGGCCUACUGAUAUAUUUUACUAAUCGUGAAAUUCUACCCUGAAAGGAAAACAUUUUCUUCUUUACAAUCAAUAACUUCAUUGAUUGUGAUAACGGUGUCAAUUUCUGUACAAGAUAAAUAUCCAAAUAAAGAGGAAAAUGUCAGUUAGCUGGAGGAUUGUAAACAUUUUUAUUGUCCUCCAGAUAAAACACCUGAUUAACAGAUGUUAAAAUCAUUCCUGUUUUGACUUGCUUUAAAAAUGGCCUACCUAUACAUUAGCCCAGGCCAAGAAGACGCAUUGGAGAGUUUGGAUAAGAUUCUGGUGCAGGUUCCAUCACACAGAGAAGUUACGUCUCCAGAAUACUAAGCAUCCUCAUGAUGGCCUAAAACAUACUUUGCACAAAAAGUGAAAAAAAUCCAUUGUGACUUUUGACAGUUUCCUACGCAUAAAGAAAAAUGAGAACCUGAAAUGCUGUAGGCUGUUCUUCCAAGAGUGAGAAACCAGGGCUUUAAUGCUACUUUCCAUGAAUCAGCCAUGACUGGAAGCACAACUUGAAUAUCUUUAACAACUUUUUAUAGCAAACACUAUGGAUUUUUAUAUUAGAAAAUUAGUAUUAAAAGCACACAUCAUUAAGGUGCUCCAUACUUUACAAGGGAUUCACAGGGUAGUGCUUUCUUUUUCUCAAUAAUAUAACUAACAAGAGCUGGCAUUUGAUAAUAGUUAGGUAUAUAUAUAUUUAAGUCAUAUAUAUUUAAAGCAUGUAUCAUACAUAUGUAUAUAUCUAUGUGUAUCUGAUACAUGCUUUAAAUGGAACUUUGCUAUCGUGUGAGUAAAUGUCUUAAAUUCCCAAAGCGGGUGGGGGGGGGGAGAUCAUAAGUGAAGAGAAGGAACAAAACAAAAAACAAACAAAAGCAAAAAAGAUGCUUGUGGUGAAAACUAACUGUGUAUUGAUAUGUGUAAGAAUUAUGUUGCAUGAACUACAAACUACUUUGGGCUGGAUUUGAAGUAUUUUGAUGUUGUGUUUUGCAAAUAUUGAAGUUACAAUCACUGAAACAGAAAAGGAACAGAUACACAGCUUUACACUUCGCAAAAUGUUAACAUUUAAAAUCUGUCAAGGAGCUGAGAUGGUGACUGUGUCUUCUGAACCAUAAAACAGUAAAAUUUGUGCAAUCCUCCUCCUACUCCACCUCCCUCAGAAUUAAAUGAAUCAAGACUCUGGAAAGAGGGGCAAUGGCCGGGACUUGGCAGGGCUUGAAACAGGAGGAAUACAGCAGCCUAAAUGUACAGACUUUGUAACCGAGCCCACUCCCCCGGUCUGUGCCUUCACGUGACCACCAUCUGUGCCUCCUGCGCUCUGUCCAAAUUUGUGUAGGCAGCUCCUUGGAGCCAGGCCUAAAAAUAUAGCUACACCCGGGCCCUGGAAACUGUAGUCAAGUAACAGGCCUAACUUUUUUUUUCCUUUUUGAAUUAAAAAUGUAUCUGAUCCUUUCUUAGGGGUUUCCAGUUGCACACAUCAAUGUCUUGUCUGACAGGGGGAACCCAUUACAUAUCCAUGACAUCAGUCUUUUAAUAUUCUUAAACUUUCUCUCAUGCACACAGUAUGUCUGGAAUAUGUUUAUGAUUUUUUUGUAAAGGGUAUGGACAAAAGGUAUCCAAGGGAGAUGCUGAAGGACAAUGGCGGAGUAGUUAUUUAAAGAUAAUCAGAAAAGAACUUAAAAGCUGCCCUGAAAAAUCCAGUCCCUGCCUAUCACAAACCAUACCUUUACAUUUUCCAGGGCUUUUCUCUGAACUAUUGUAAUGUAGCCAUAUAUUUCUGUAAAUCAUGCCGGUAAUCAUUUCUUACUGUACUCAAGGAACUCUAUCAUGGUUUCAUAUGUACACUGUAUUUUCAGGACAGCGUUAAAAAGAAUUGAUGGCCAAAUAUAUUGACUCACAGUGGAAACAUUUGUGUGGAUGAAAUCUUAGUGGUUCAGCCUGUGAAAUGAAUACAUUGAUUCUUCUGAUUUUCUCGUACUUUAUUAUCUCAAAUUAUUAUACCCUUCAAAAAUACUGGUCUGUACUUUGGUGUUGUGGUUUCAUUUUUUUGGCAUUGAGAAAUAGUGAACAGAAAAUAAAGUGUUUCCCACA
Choloepus didactylus (southern two-toed sloth) is the source of this 4293-nucleotide messenger RNA. It is a transcript of the gene SSPN, whose product is annotated as sarcospan. NCBI's taxonomy places the organism in Eukaryota, Metazoa, Chordata, Mammalia, Pilosa, Megalonychidae. Gene Ontology annotation, cellular component: sarcolemma; dystrophin-associated glycoprotein complex. The record is from RefSeq and is a predicted model, not a curated record. Bases 46 to 777 code for a protein of 243 amino acids. The transcript has 3 exons.